AUGAAUCAUAAUAGUACGACAGAAGACACAUAAUCUUCUCUUUUGGAUGCAAAGUCCAAAAAGUCUUAAGUUUUCCAAAAAAUAUUCUUUUUUAUCUUGGGGGUUUCAUCAUUGUCAGGAUGGAAUGCCAUCUUGACUGGAUUAUCGUAUUUUGCUGAUUAAUUUGAAGGUAACAAUAAGACUACUAUACUUAGGACGUAAUGUUUAUUUCAUACUGCCUAUCCCCAACUUCAUAAGCUUGUGUCUGAUUGGAUUAUUCCUACCUCGAAUCAGUUCUAUGCUUUCGAUGUUUGUCAGGGUUGUGUGGUCAUUGAUAAUUUUGUGCAUUCUUUUGAUUCUUUUACCAAUUAUAGCAUUGUUAAUGCAUAACUCUCUAGGUAUGGGAUCAAUGAAUAUAAAAAGGAUUUUGGUUAUGUUUAACAAUAAUCUUCAUUAUGGGAAUUUUUUCAUCACUAUAAUAGAAUAGUACGAUUGGGAUGUGUGGGAUUCUUGGUCCAGAUUAUGUUAAUGUCUUCUUUAUUGGUACAGGAGCUUCUGGAACUAUCAUCACAAUUUUUAGAUUAAUAUCUUUGGCUGCCAUCGACAGUGAGAAAUGUAAUUAAAUUCUAUAUAGAGUAGCAAUAUUUUUAUAUAUUGGAAUAGCAGUGCUUUGGAAUAUAGGUGCAAUAUUUAUGUAUUUUGCAUUCACAAAAACUCCAUAAUAUAGAAAGAUUAUAUAAGCUCACAAGAAGGGUAGGAAGUCGGUUUUGGUUCAUGAUCAAAUUAUUACCCAGGAGGAACCUGAUAAUUUAGUAUAAAAUGAUAGUGUAAUUUCUGACAUCAUCGAUCCUGAAACUUUUAAUUAAAUUAAUUAAACUUAAGAUUCAAAUCCUAAAAUUGAUAAUUAAGUAACCAACAAAACUACCGAUCAGAUUUCUAUAGAAAAAAUGAAUGUAAUCUAAACCUUGGUUUGGAUUAACAAAGUAGCCUUUCCCAUUCCAUUAUUGCUUGUGAUUCUUUACAUUUAAACCUUCAUGAUGUUUCCAGGGGUAGCCUUCUAAAAGUCUUUCGAUCCCGAUUUCAUUAAUUGGGGUCAAUGUUUCAUUAGUUUAGGAUACAAUAUUGGAGAUACCUUAGGAAAGUUCUUAGCAGGUAAUAGAAAGCUAUUUAAUUUACAAAUUUUAAUUGGAUUGUUUUUAGGAAGAUUUGUUUUUUUUUACACCUACAUCGCAAUAGCCAAAGGAACCCUAGAUGCUGAUUGGAUUUCUUAUUUAAAUACAUUUUUAUUUGGAACCAUCAAUGGAUUUAUCACAACAGGCUACAUGAUAUUGGGACCAGAAAAAGUAAUUGAGAAUAUUUAUAUUAUAGACAAACGAAGGGUUUGUGAAAGAAAAAAUUGGUUUUGUGUCAGGAUUUUCCCUUUGUUUUGGACUUAUGUUAGGAACUUUCAUGGCUUUGCCAUUUUCUAAUAUUUCAAAAUGA
Paramecium octaurelia is the source of this 1461-nucleotide messenger RNA. The record is from the annotation of a GenBank genome assembly. Lineage: Eukaryota; Ciliophora; Oligohymenophorea; Peniculida; Parameciidae.